AUGGCGGCGGAAAAUGGCCGGCAUGAUGUCACUUUUUCUCCUUCAUUUGUUCCCGCCACAUUUAUCUACCAUGUAAUGGUAAAAGUCAAUUUGUUCGUGAAGCGGUUCAAUUUAGAGACACGCCAACGGACGGGACCAGAGUUCACGACAUUAAAACCUACUUUAAUCUAUCUAUCUAUCUAUCUAUCUAUCUAUCUAUCUAUCUCAUUCUGUUUAUAUCUAUCUAUCUAUCUAUCUAUCUAUCUAUCUAUCUAUCUAUCUAUCUAUCUAUCUCAUUCUGUUCAUUUCUAUCUAUCUCAUUCUGUUCAUUUCUAUCUAUCUAUCUAUCUCAUUCUGUUCACAUCUAUCUAUCUAUCUAUCUAUCUAUCUAUCUAUCUCAGCCUGUUCCUAUCUAUCUAUCUCAUUAUGUUCGUUUCUAUCUAUCUAUCUAUCUCAGUCUCUCAUCUAUCUAUCUAUCUAUCUAUCUAUCUAUCUAUCUUAUUAUUAUUAUUAUUAUUAUUAUUUCUUUCUUGGAAACCCUUUAUAUAUUUCUUUUCCUUUUAUGGUUCUCUUCAUAUCUAUUUCUCUCUCUCUCUCUCUCUCUCUCUCUCUCUCUCUCUUUUCCUGGCACGCACACAUGUGUACGGAAUUAAUUGUACCAAAUUCAAAACUCUAUCUAUCUAUCUAUCUAUCUAUCUAUCUAUCUAUCUAUUUGAGACUUUUCAUAUCUAUUUCUGUUUCUCUGACUAUCUCUCUUUCUUGGCACGCACACGUGUACGGAAUUAA
Molecule: messenger RNA, 765 nt
Organism: Acanthosepion pharaonis
Lineage: Eukaryota; Metazoa; Mollusca; Cephalopoda; Sepiida; Sepiidae
Source: the annotation of a GenBank genome assembly